Schistosoma spindalis is the source of this 6148-nucleotide messenger RNA. Lineage: Eukaryota; Metazoa; Platyhelminthes; Trematoda; Strigeidida; Schistosomatidae. The record is from the annotation of a GenBank genome assembly.
ACAUCAAGGUUGCAAUCAAGGUAAUCUUGGACCCCGCUAAAAGCACUGACAAGAGGGUAUUCGGGCCUUCAUGAUUUUGUAAACUUCAGGAAAUGAAAGAAAUGAAAAGUGAAUUGACAAAACAGUAUGGUGCGAAUUUUGUCUCGUCUCUUCAAAAAGCUAAUUCUGAACAAAAUUCAAAACAAUAUCGAUGGUUAGAACAAUGCUAUGAGAUAGUUAUAUCUGCGAAAAUCGAUAAUAAUAAUAAUAGUGGUGAUACACCAGUUAUUCCAAUUGAUGGAGGUUCAGAUGCUGGUAUGUUUUGUGUAGUCGGUGCUCAAUUCGAUCCAUCUCGUAUUAUUUAUCACCGCUCUACUACCAUUUCUAAUAAUAAUGAUAAUAUUAAUAACAAUAAUUCGAAAUCCAUGGAACCGGGUGAUAUAAUCUUAGCUGUUGAUGGUUAUGAACUGUCAGGUUAUACGAAACGUGAUGCUAUUACAUUGUGUAAUGCUUGUCUACAAUCUCAUUCACAUGUUCGAUUGCAUCUUAGUCCACCUCAUGCAUUAGUCACAAGUAGUACAAUGUUGUCGAGCUUUUUGGCCAUUUCAUUUGCAAUGGACUCAUCAGAGUAUGCCCUUCAAGAAAAAAUACGAGAGAAUGUUUAUCAACGUGUAGUACCUUGUACAACUAGAUUACCUAGAGCAGAAGAAGUAGAUGGAGUUCAUUAUCGUUUUAUGAAUGUACCUCAAUUUCUUGCACUUGAACGUAGUGGACAAUUAUUAGAAAGUGGAAUGUAUAAAGGUAAUCAUUAUGGUACACCUCGUCCAGACCCUAAUUCUACCGCUUUAGAUCCUGUGUUUUUAGAACAAUUCCAAUUAUCCUCUACAGACAUUUCACAAAUCAGUGAUGAUGCAUGUAGGAUCCCACCGCCAUUGGCACCACUAAGCUCAUUUAAUACAUUUGCAAUGCAUGCUAGCACUACCACUACUGUUUCGGGGAUUAAUGGCAGUAACAUUACUACUACCAGUAGUAGUAGUAGCAGCAGUAAUAAUAACUCUAGUAUUGGUGUAAAAUUAAAUGAUCCAUUACAACAAUUACCAACAUGUUCUCCACCACCGCCUCCACCAAUUCGCAAUUCAUCAAUUACAAAAAAUUCCAAUAUUGUCUGUAAUAAUAAUAAUAUUAAUCAUGGUAAAGCAUCGACUAAUCUGCUAACUUUAUGCACAACUGAAAAUUAUCUGACAAAAACAAUCGAUAACAACAAUAACAAUACACAGUUAAAUGGAUUAAAUGAAUUGAAUGGUAAAUUAUACCUACCACGUCCAAAAUUUUCGAAUGAUGAAGCUAGUCUAUGGUCAUCUAGUGAAAUACAUCUAGUGGAUGAUCAUAAAACAAUCGCGUUGUCCACAGCAUCAACAACAAUGUCAGUUGCUGCUAAUGCUAUUACUAUUACAACUACUACCAAUACUAACACUACUAAUAUGAAUACUACUACUAUGUCUAACCAUGUCAAUACGUCGAUGACCAAUGGUUGUUCACUCAUUGAAAGUUUCUGUGACCAAACAGCUUAUUCAGUGGAUAAAUUAGAUCAAAUUGGUGAACAUGUAUUACCAUAUGGUUGGGAAAUUGUACAAGAUAUAAAAUAUGGUACAUUUUACAUUGAUCAUAUCAAUAAACAUACACAAUAUGAACCGCCAACAGUUGAAGAUUUUCAAUUAGGUGAAAAAGUACGCAUGAAGUAUUUAUCACAAUUCGAUACAAUUCAUCACAAAACUAAAACUAAUACUACUAUCAAUAGUAAUCAUAGUAUUGUCAAAAACGUAAAUAAUAAUGUUAACGCCAAUAAUAAUCAUGAUGAUGGACAGAAUGAAUUAGGCUCAUCAUCCAUUAAUGAUAAUGGACGUAUAACUCCUGUGACAUUUUGUUCCGAUUUAAAACAAUUACGAGGUCCAAUGAUUAAUACAGUUUUAGUGAAAAGUCCACGUGGUUUUGGAUUCACAAUUAUCGGUGGUUCUGAUUGUAAUCGAUCGGCAUUUUUACAAGUGAAACAUCUUGUCCCAGGUGGUCCAGCUUCAUUGAAUAGCCAAUUAGCUGUUGGUGAUGUUAUGGUUAGUGUGAAUGGGACGAAUGUUCUCGGUUAUACACAUUCUCAAUUAGUAUCAUUAUUCCAGUCAAUCCCAGUUGGAGCUAGUAUUAAUUUACUAGUGUCGCAAGGUUAUCGAUUACGGAGAGAAAUUGGUGGUGAUCCGCCAACACAUUUUAAUGGUUCAGUAUCCGGUAAUCAUCUUGGUGCGACAGGUUUUGUAUCCGGUGUAAUUGACAUUUCUGCUCAGAAUACUUUAAACAAUCUGAAACUUGGUGAGGAUACGUUAGAUAAUCUACCAUUGACGGAGUUACAUGUAGUUAAUUCAUCAAGAAAUUCCGGUGUAAUCUCUUCACAUUCUUCGAUUUCACCAACACCACCGCCAUCAGCAUCAUCAUCGUCUAAUAAUGGUAACUCAUCUCAAGAGCUACUUGCAGUACGUUCUAGUCCAUCCAAUUUAAAUAGUGGUAUCUGUGUUGGAAAGUUGCGUAAUUCACAGAGACCAGAAUUUUUAAAGGUUUCAAUUUUUAAACAAGCCAAUGGUUUCGGCUUUACUUUAGCUGAUCAUAUCCAAGGUCAACAUGUGAAAGCUAUCUCAGAUCCAGUAAGAUGUGGUCGCUUACGUGUUGGUGAUGUUAUUGUAGAAAUUAAUGAUCAACGUGUAAAAGAUAUGCCACAUAUGGAAGUAGUUCAAAUAUUGAAACAAUGUCCAGUUGGUAAAGAAGCAAGAUUGCUUGUUCAACGUGGUGGUUUGUAUACCUCCCCGUUAUCAUUACUGGAUACUGAAUUGCUUGAAAUGAAUUCAUUGAAUUUCAAUGAACAGCGUUAUCGUGGGAACAUAGCUAAUCAUCAGUAUAUAAAUGACUUUCAUGUUAAAUCAACUGACCAGCAAUCAAAUACAUCAAUUAUCGGUGUUGUUCCCUGUUCUCCACCCACUGAUGUUACUGUUAGUAGUAAUGUCAUAAAUACCACUACUAUUAAUAAUAAUAAUUUGAGUAUUAUUUAUGCUACUCCUCAACCUCAACGAAAUCAUCUUUCUUCCAGAAUUGGUUACCAUCAUCGAACUUCCGGUAGUACAGGAGAAAAUAGUAUUUCUUCAAGUAGUUCGUCGCAUAUACGUGCACAAACUCCAGAUCCAUAUGUGGAUCAGCGUUUAGGCUUAGAUAGUCCUAAUCAUCAAUAUCAUCAGCGUCACUAUCAACAUUCGUAUCAAAACGAACCGUCCGAUUUAAUUAGUCGGUCAAACUUUAACCAAACAGAUUUUAUUCAUCAUUCCAAUAAUAACAAUGGCAAUAUUAAUAAUAAUAUGGGUUUAUCUGUGAUUUCGGAUAGACGCCGACGUGUACAUCCCGUUGAUGAUAGCGUUGUUGGUUUAAACAAGGAUAACUUUUCACCCGAAUCACCUAAUUCAUCAACAACUUAUGGUUCAUUACUUCGACCUGGGCGCAUGCUUCCAUUGCGUCAUUCACAAUCAUCCGUAUCUAACAGGCCAAACAAUAAUAUUGUUAGAUCAGCAACAGCGGUAACGACGUCAGCAAUGACAUCCUCAACAGCACCAUUGUGUAUGCUUCCUGGGGAGUUUCUUGUACAUUUAAAGCGUCAAUCAACUGGUUUUGGAUUUAACCUGGUCGGAGGAGCUGAAGAAAAUACUCAGGUAUCUAUCGGUGCUCUGCUUAUGGGUGGUUCAGCUCAACUUAGUGAAGUUGUACGUACUGGAGACAAGUUAAUAUCAAUAGAUGGUGUACGUGUUAUUGGAGCAACACAUGCAGAAGUUGUAGAAUUAUUAGAUAGAGCUGCACAUACUGUUGGUCAAGUUACAUUGGGUUUACAAAGAGGAAAGGUUGAAAUUGACAAUCUCAAUCCAAACUGUUCAUUGGAACCAGUUGAUGUUGUCAUAUCACGAAGUGAAAAAUCUGAUGGAUUUGGUUUCUUUUUGACUAAUACCAAACCAAUUCACAAUUCAUUAAGUGAACAUUCAAAUGCUAUUGUUGUGAAUCGUAAUAACAGUAACAAUAAUAACAGUCUUCAGAAUACAGAAUACAUUGCUCAACUUGUUCCUGGCAGUCAAGCUGAACGUAUGGGUCUGUUGUCUGUUGGUGAUCAAAUAUUAGCUGUAAAUGGUAUUCCAACAUGUGGACUACAUCAUGAUGAAGUAGUUCGUUUGAUUCGAGAAAGUGGUAAUCAUAUAGCUUUGAAAAUUUUGCCGUAUUCAGGCUCAGCUUCACGUGGACGUAAACAUCCUUUGCCAAUGAGAGAUUCAGUUGAAUUUCCGGUUACAUUAUUUCGUGGAAGUAGAGGUUUCGGUUUCUCCAUUCGCGGUGGACAAGAAUUUAAUCGUAUGCCACUAGUUGUUUUACGUAUUGCAGACGGUGGUGCUGCUCAAAUGGAUGGUCAUUUAAAGGUUGGUGAUGAAUUAGUUGAAAUCAAUGGUUAUUCAACUAUUGGUAUGUCACAUGGGCAAGCUAUUGAAAUCAUACAACGUGGUGGAAAUACUAUGCGUUUAAUUGUUCGACGUCGUUCUCCACGUGUUAAACAAUCAUUAGAACAACAAAUUACAAAUGGUUUAACUCGUGUUAUUGAUAGUCGUACAAAUGCAGAACUAUCAUAAAGUUUAUACAGAGAAACAAUCACAUCGACUUAGUUUUAACAAACAUGAUUCUUCAUCAAACUGGUUUCAACGAACUAUAUUAGAUAAAAAUCAUUCCUCAUCUAAUUCUAAUCAAUCUCAAAGAAGAAAUGAAUUUCUCAGAUGGACAAUUCGUAAAUAAUUCAUUAUUUUUUAAGUUUUUUCUAUCAUACCAAUUUUUUUUAAAAAAAAUAAUGAACAAACAAACAAGCAAACUAAACAUUGAAUGAAAUUAAAAUCCUUUUUCAUUGAAUAUAAAGUAGAUAUUUAUUCUUUUAAUACAUUCAUUCUUAUCAAGUUUACUUAUUCUUGUAUCUUUCCUAUGUCUAUCUAUUUUAUUUUAUAAUUGAUUAAUUUAACACUCAUGUAUAUUUAUUUGAAUAUUUUUAUCAGUUUAUCGUAUCAACUAUUUUCUCUUUAUUUUUUCUACUGACUUCUUUUUCUUUCCUUUUCUUUUUUCGUUGGUUUCUUCUCUCACCUUCUAUUCCAUCGUGUGUGUGUAUGAUGAAGAUGAUUGUUAGACAUCAUAAUACAUUUAAAUCAUCUAUUAAUUUGUCAUUUAUUAAAUAAUACCAGUGAUGAUAAUGAUCAAUAUUUAAUAAAAUGGCGGUAAAAAAAUUUUUUGUUUUAAACAACGAAGAAACGAAGGUUCAAUGUUUAAUUAAUUAAUCAAUGAUGUAUUUAAUGUUUAUUUGUUUGUUCUUUUUUUUGUUGUUGACUUUAUCAACUGACUUAUAUAUUUUACGCCUCAUUAAUACAGAAAAAUUUGUACUUUAUUUUAUUUAUUUACUAAUCUACUGCAUAAAAAAAUAGUAAUGUAAAUAAACAUUUGUUUAUUUUCCUAUAUAUAAUAACCCUGAUAAUUAGAAUGAUAUGGAAUAUAUUACAAGUAUUGCUUCAACAUGUAACAACACUAAAAUCAUCAGUGAACUUGAGAAAUCCCUAUAAGUUUUUAAACUAAUCAGAAAAUGCAAUAAGAGUGGAUAUAUUGUCACUUUUGUACGUGAUGGUUAUUUAUUGGUUAAAACGUUCAACUUUCGAUUUAGGAAAUUCCUAGUUUGAAUGCGACUACGUCUAUAUAGGUUUGUUCAACUGACUUGUAUAAUUAGCCCUCACACUUACAACUUGACUUGAAAUCAAGUAAAUGAGCUUGUUUUUUUACGAAAUUACUAUGCUCUUUAAAACAUGAAUAAUAUUCUCUACGUUCCUUGUAUUAGAAUCGAAAAGUACUAUGCAUAGGAAAUCAUUCAUACAAUUUCAAAUCUUUAUUCUUUGUAGUUUCAUAUGAGUCUUAAUACGAGUUUUACUGUGUAUUUUAGUUGUAAGGUCUUUAAAAACACAUCUGUCAAUAACCAUUGUAUGAAUAAAUACAAAGCUGUGAAGGCACUUGUAUGUUUUACAUCUGUCUAAACUAAUGAUGAUAAGAUUUCGAUCCGAUUUCUUAAAAUGGUGUUUUUAAG